This is a messenger RNA of Puma concolor (puma), 1074 nucleotides long. RefSeq names its product abhydrolase domain containing 16B (gene ABHD16B). Gene Ontology annotation, molecular function: glycerophospholipase activity; monoacylglycerol lipase activity. Lineage: Eukaryota; Metazoa; Chordata; Mammalia; Carnivora; Felidae. Gene Ontology annotation, biological process: monoacylglycerol catabolic process; phosphatidylserine catabolic process. The record is from RefSeq and is a predicted model, not a curated record. Gene Ontology annotation, cellular component: endomembrane system.
GGCUCCAUGUUCCUGAUGACUCGCGCGCUCCUGCCGCUGCUGCAACAGGGCCAAGAGCGCCUCGUGGAGCGCUACCGCGGUCGGCGCGCCAAGCUGGUGGCCCGCGACGGCAACGAGAUCGACACCAUGUUCAUGGAUCGCCGCCAGCACCCGGGCAGCCACGGCCGCGGCCUGCGCCUCGUCAUCUGCUGCGAAGGCAACGCCGGCUUCUAUGAGAUGGGCUGCCUGUCGGCGCCACUGGAGGCCGGCUACUCGGUGCUGGGCUGGAACCACCCGGGCUUCGGGGGCAGCACGGGCGCGCCGUUCCCUCAGCAUGACGCCAACGCCGUGGACGUGGUGGUCAAGUACGCGCUGCACCGCCUGCACUUCCCGCCCGCGCACGUGGUGGUCUACGGCUGGUCCAUCGGUGGCUUCACGGCCACCUGGGCCACCAUGGCCUACCCGGAGCUGGGCGCGCUGGUGCUCGACGCCACCUUCGACGACCUCGUGCCGCUGGCCCUGAAGGUCAUGCCCCGCAGCUGGAAGGGGCUGGUGGUGCGCACCGUGCGCGAGCACUUCAACCUCAACGUGGCGGAGCAGCUGUGCUGCUACCCCGGUCCGGUCCUGCUGCUGCGGCGCACGCUGGACGACGUGGUGAGCACCUCGGGCCACGUGCGCCCCCUGCCGUCCGGCGACGUGGAGGGCAACCGCGGCAACGAAUUGCUGCUGCGUCUUCUGCAGCACCGCUACCCAGUCGUGAUGGCGCGCGAAGGCCUCGCGGUCGUGACGCGCUGGCUGCGCGCCGGCAGCCUGGCACAGGAGGCCACCUUCUACGCGCGCUACCGCGUGGAUGAUGAGUGGUGCCGAGCACUGCUGCGCUCCUACCGCGCGCGCCGUGAGGACGAGCAGGAGGACGAGCAGAAGGACUGGGGGCCUCACGGGCUCGCCUUCCCCUGGCUCGUGGGCCAGGACCUGAGCCCACGGCGGCGCCGGCAGCUCGCGCUGUUCCUGGCACGUAGACACCUCAAGAACGUGGAGGCCACUCACUUCAGUCCGCUGGAACCGGAGGACUUCCAGUUGCCCUGGAGGCUGUAG